Molecule: messenger RNA, 2115 nt
Organism: Aureobasidium vineae
Lineage: Eukaryota; Fungi; Ascomycota; Dothideomycetes; Dothideales; Saccotheciaceae
Source: the annotation of a GenBank genome assembly
GUCGCGCCAAUGCGAACGUGGCUAACCAACUCGAAGGAUUUACCAAAGCGGCUGUGCCUUAAAACCGCAGCCAGCUCUAUUUUGCAGCCGAUUUGCAAACCAACACCCAAGUGCACCAUGUUGUACUCAUCUGCACGUCUGCAAGACGCUGAUAAUCUCUCCAUGCAAAAGAUGGUCAAGUCCAUAGCUUCUUUCUUUGCCUCUCUCUUUGUUUUGCAGUCGCAGUCGCCCAUGUUCAUCUCUUCCCUUUUAUGUACGCCAUCAUGUGGCUUAGAAAUGUUCUUUGGUUCUUCGUGUGGAUUCAAAUCCAUCAUGCCUUCGAAGGAAUUUACAAUCUUUUCGAACAACCAAACCACCACAUUUACCACGAGUAUAUCGACCUCGACAUUACUGAGUACGAUUUCAGAUAUUUCGAACAAACCAAUAUCUGCAACGUCCACCAUAAGCUCAUUCACAACCGUCGUUGAUUAUACGACAAUAUCUGCAGGCUCAUCGUUGUCUACAUCCAACAAUAACAACUUUUCAACCGCAAAUCUGAACAACGCGACCUCUUCGACGACAUCGAGCUUGUCUCUGUCGUCUGUCUUUGCGCCAACAACCGGUUCCUUGAGUACCACGACUUCAGUACCUACUACCAUGUCUACACUGAGAUCUACCAGUACUAGCGUGACUGACUUGUCGAUCUCGACGUCGUCUUCUUUGUCGUCUACAAAGUCACCUUCUGUAUCGCCCAUCUCGAGCACAACUACUGCAAUACUUCUGCUAUCUUCUGCUACUAUUGCUGCCAGCCAAGCCAUCAAUCCAGGAGUUGUUGCUAAUGCUUCGAGCACUGGACUACAAGUCGUUGAAGCAGCACCUUCGAGCAGCGUCUCGGUAUCAGCUUCGGCAAUCUCUGCUCCUAAAUCAGCUCAGUCGGCUUCCACAUCCUCCACAGAAAUCAAAGCAGUUUCAUCAGCAUCAGGGACCACGCCGCUGUCUAGUUCAAGUAGUGCUUCAAAGACGACUUCUGAGAGCACGUCCUCUGCGACCAGCAAUGCAGCCUCGAGCACCUCAAGCGCAAGCGAACCUCCAGCACCCUCGACUUCGUCCAGUUCUGCUAUAUCCACGGCUAUAUCUAGUAGUAUAAGUAGCUCAACUACCACCACUAGCUCAAGCAGUAUUACUUCGAUUCUGACUGCGUCCGUAUCUCCUACUAUCCUUGAGUCAACGUCCAGUACCGCAAUACCAAGUUCGAUCCUCAUUCUUCCCACAACCAGUCCUUCUCCGUCUUCAACCUCAACAUCAUCUUCAUCGAGUUCGACAAUCAAUACCGCAACAGCUACUUCUGAGUCCAAUUCUGCGAACCCUAGCAUCGCCCCUGUGAAGCCAACUCCGCAUCAGCUAUCAUCCCAGGAGAUUGCAGGAAUAUCCUUCGGCGCCGUUGCAGCUGCUGCUAUCCUAUCGCUCAUACUAUUCGCACUCUAUCGUCGACGUCGUGCUCGUCAGGCAGCCGCUGUUGCUGUUGUCAAAGACAAACACGGCUCUUUCCCCGAAAGCGCAUGGCUCUACGAUCCUCGAAUGACACCUGCUCGCGCACGGUCUGCAGCAUCUGCCGCUUCUCCCCAUCACGGUUGCAGUCCAGUCAGCAGCAUGCACUCCAGUGUAUCCAGCAGUGCCAGCAGAAGAGACGCAGCUCUCCUCUCUACCAUCGCAGUCCCCGCCGUGCUGCCAAAACGCCAACUCAGCAACCCCAUCGGACCCGCUUUAAUCUCCAACCCACCUUCUGCUGCAAGCCGCCAUCGCCUCUCCUCUUCACUACCCGACAUCAAACCUCUGCCGCCUACACCCUCUGCCGCUGUAAAUGCCUCCACCAUCCCCAGUCCUAUCGCAGAAGUCCCUAGUCCUGUGUCAGACAUCACUCCUGCACCCAAGGAAACCAAACGUGAGAGUUUGCCUGCAAUCUUGAAGAUUGGUGGGGGAAUAAAGAGACCACUUACUGCUGCGCCAGUGAUGGAGAGGAUUAAGCCAGGGCCGAACAAGCCCUUGCCUCCUAGACCUGUCAUUGAUGACAAGAACAGACCGUUUAGUUUUGAAGCUGGGGAUGAUGGUGCUAAGAAAUUUGGGAUUGCAAAGUAG